AGCAACAGCCUAUACCUAGCUCAAGUGAAGUGAGCUGAGCGAUCCAGAUAUAGAGGAGAGAGAGCUAGGCAAUUCAGCAAUGGCAGAGAGGGUGACCGCGAUGGCGUCGCAGGGCACGGUGGUGAUCUUUGGGGCGAGCAGCUGCUGCAUGUCCCACACCAUGACGAGGCUCUUUGCGGAGCUGGGCGUCAGCUCUACGGUGCACGAGGUGGACAAGGACCCCCAGAGGGAGGAUCUGGAGAGGGCGCUCGCUGCCAUGGUGGGCCAGAGCCCGGCGGUGCCUGCGGUAUUCAUCCGUGGCGCGCUCGUCGGCGGCACCAGGCAGGUCCUGGAGCUGCACCUCGGCGGCCAUCUCGUGCCGUUGCUCCGCCAGGCCGGUGCCUUGUGGUCCUGAGGCAUUAUUAAUGAUAAUGGCGGAUGCGUACUUGUAUAGUAAUCUACGUGUGAUCAUAACCUCGAAAGCUAUAGCUAGUGAUCGACAAUACAGUACUGUGUGCCGCUUAUGUUGCAGUAUAUAAGAGAAGGAACAAUGCUUCUCGCUAGACAUUUAACCCAA
This is a messenger RNA of Hordeum vulgare subsp. vulgare (domesticated barley), 556 nucleotides long. Its product is annotated as putative glutaredoxin-C2. NCBI's taxonomy places the organism in Eukaryota, Viridiplantae, Streptophyta, Magnoliopsida, Poales, Poaceae. The record is from RefSeq and is a predicted model, not a curated record. The coding region runs from base 80 to 394 and encodes 104 amino acids. The transcript has a single exon.